UCGACGCACGCAUCCGCGCACGGAGCAACAAGAUGGUGGAGGGUUUGCCGAGUUAAAAGUUGGAAGUUGGAAGUUGAAAUGUACUUGUUUGGAGAAGAAGGACGACGUGAAAUGUCGCUGCAGCUUCUCUCGGUUUUGUCCUUUUCGCUUUGGUCGCCGACGUGUCACAAGUGAGGACGACUUUGAUGCUUUUCUAGAAGAGACGAGGUCAGACGGCAGCAGUCCAACAUGGCGGCGGCAUCGUAUGACCAACUACUGAGGCAGGUGGAGGUGCUGAAGAUGGAGAACUCUAACCUGCGACAGGAGCUGCAGGACAACUCCAAUCACCUGAGCAAACUGGAGACGGAGGCGUCCAACAUGAAGGAAGUGCUGAAACAGCUACAAGGCACCAUAGAAGAAGACUCUGGGGAAGCGUCUGGCUCUCAGCUGGAGCUCAUAGUGAGACUGAAAGAGAUGAGCCUGGACUCUGCUGGUUUUAUAGCCAGGCAGAGGCCUCCCGUGCUGCCUUCCUCCUCUUCCAGCUCGGCCUCUUCAAGUGGAGCGGCCGGAGGUUCUGCCGGUUCUGCUGCGUUGGUUCCCAGGAGAGGGCUCCUGUGUGCAUCCAGAGACAGCCACGAGCGCUGCCUGGAGGAGCUGGAGAAGGAGAGAGCUCUCCUAUUGGCUGAGCUGGAGAAGGAAGAGAAAGAGAAGGGAUGGUACUACGCUCAACUGCUGAAUCUGACUAAGAGGAUUGACAGUCUGCCUCUCACUGAAAAUUUCACUCUGCAGACGGACAUGAGUCGUCGUCAGCUGGAGUUCGAGGCUCGUCAGAUCCACUCAGCCAUGGAGGAACAGUUGGGCUCCCGUCAGGACAUGGAGAGGAGAGCUGAGGCUCGUACGUCGCGUAUUCACCAGAUUGAGAAAGACAUCCUGAAACUGGGAGCUCGACUCCAGGUGGAGACAUCACAGGGCUCCAAUGACAGUUGUGUCCUGGGAGGUGCUCAGAACACCAGUAUACGCUUGGACCACGAGCCGGCCAGUGAGACGGGCUACUCUGUGCCUCGACGAAUCACUAGCCACUUAGGAACAAAGGUAGAGAUGGUGUACAGUCUUCUGUCCAUGUUGGGGACUCACGACAAGGACGACAUGUCCCGCACAUUGCUUGCCAUGUCCAGCUCGCAGGACUCCUGCAUCGCCAUGCGCCAGUCAGGCUGUCUUCCGUUGCUCAUACAGCUCCUGCAUGGCAAUGACAAGGACUCGCUGUUGCUAGGUAACUCCCGCGGCAGCAAAGAGGCUCGUGCACGAGCGUCCGCGGCGCUGCACAAUAUCGUCCACAGUCAGCCGGAUGAUAAACGGGGGCGGCGGGAGAUCCGAGUGCUCCACCUGCUGGAGCAGGUGCGUCACUACUGCGAGGCCUGCUGGACCUGGCAGGAGAACCACGAGAGAGGCGUGGACCAGGAAGACAACCCCAUGCCAUCGCCCGUCGACCAUCAGAUCUGUCCCGCCGCAUGUGUCCUCAUGAAACUGUCCUUCGAUGAGGAGCAUCGACACGCCAUGAACGAGCUUGGUGGUCUUCAGGCGGUGGCGGAGCUGCUGCAGGUGGACUGUGAGAUGUUGGGUCUCAGUGGAGAUCACUAUAGUGUCACACUGCGACGGUACGCCGGCAUGGCGCUCACCAACCUGACGUUUGGAGAUGUGGCCAACAAGGCCACACUGUGUUCCAUGAAGGGCUGCAUGCGGGCCAUGGUCACCCAGCUGAAGUCUGAGAGUGAAGACCUGCAACAGGUGAUUGCAAGCGUGUUGAGGAACUUGUCAUGGCGAGCGGAUGUGAACAGUAAGAAGACGCUGCGUGAGGUGGGCAGCGUGCGAGCGCUGAUGGCCUGCGCCCUGGAGGUUCAGAAGGAGUCCACGCUGAAGUCCGUACUGAGCGCGCUCUGGAACCUGUCAGCGCACUGCACGGAAAACAAGGCGGACAUCUGUUCGGUAGACGGUGCUCUGGCCUUCCUGGUGGGAACGCUGACGCACCGCAGCCACACCAACACGUUGGCCAUCAUCGAGAGCGGUGGCGGCAUCCUGAGGAACGUCUCCAGCCUCAUCGCCACCAAUGAGGUGUACAGACACACCCUGCGAGAACACGGCUGCCUGCCCACACUCCUGCAGCACCUCAAGUCUCACAGCCUGACCAUCGUGUCCAACGCCUGCGGAACGCUCUGGAACCUGUCAGCACGCGACGCCAAGGACCAGGAGGCCUUGUGGGAGCUGGGCGCUGUGGGAAUGCUGCGCAACCUUAUCCAUUCCCGCCACAAGAUGAUCGCCAUGGGGAGCGCUGCUGCCCUGCGCAAUCUGAUGGCAAAUCGGCCUGCUCGCUACAAGGACGCCAGUGUGGUGUCACCGGGGGCCGGGGCUCCGUCACUGCACGCCCGCAAACAGAAGGCACUGUUCAAGGAGCUGGACGCUCAGCAGCUGUCAGAGACCUUCGAUAACAUUGACAAUCUCAGCCCCAAGGCGGCGCACAGGAAGGGGCGGGGCUGUAACGCCAGCAACGGCGGAGUAGUGAGCGGCACACGCUCCUAUACUAACACGCCAGUGCUGUCCAGUCCGAAAAACGCAGACGGCUCAAAGCGGAGCAGCGAUGACACCACAUAUGUGCGGCCAGUCUUCACGGCCAGCGUGCGAGCCUCCAGCGACAGCCUCAACAGUGUGACCAGCGCAGACGGCUACGGCAACCGUGGCAAAACAAAACCCUCUUCGGAACCGCUCUACUCUUCGGACGACAGUGGCGCCAACAGGUGCUGCAUUUACAGAAAGUACCCGGCCGAUCUGGCGCUAAAGAUUCGCAGUGCUAACCACAUGGCGGAUGAUGACGGCGCCGAGCUAGACACGCCCAUCAACUACAGUCUCAAGUACUCAGAUGAACAGCUGAAUUCAGGGCGCCAGAGUCCCAGCCACCGCGGCAGGGCCGAGGCCCAGGACGAUGACGAGCAGGCGGGCAGGGUGAGGAUGAGAAGCGAUGGCACCACGUCUGUGAGCAACAACACCCACAUGACACCGCCGCCGCCCUCAUGCUAUGUCACAGCCACGUCCAACUAUGGUGGUGACUCCACACCCGAGCAGCCAAUUGACUACAGCCUGAAGUACGCCGAUGUUCCACACAAGCCUCUGUUUGAAGCCCAAGAUGCUGCCGACCCCUCCCUACCUCCACCCCCUGCUUCCUCUGCCAGUAAACCCCGCCCACCUUCUCAAGCUCCCAACCGGCCGCAGCCAAAGAGCAACCAGGAGUCCACACAGACUUACUGCGUGGAGGACACGCCCAUCUGUUUCUCUGGUGGAAGCUCACUGUCCUCGUUGUCUCCUGAGGAGGAAGAGGAGGACACGGAUGUCAUUGGGAGGAAGAGUCGAGGAGCCAACGCGGUGGGCAGCGAUUUCUCCACACUCAGCGCUGGCGAGAAGGACAAGCCGCAGCAGCAGCAGAGGAUGCGACAGCAGAAGGAAGUAGAGAGCCAGACGGCUGCUGAGGUUCCCACCACACGAGGACGGCGUGGACACCACCAUCACCACGGGCACGGCCACCACCACCACCACCAUCCCCACCAUCACCAGAUGACGUCAUCGUCGGGUGCCAGGACCCCAAAAAGCCCUCCGGAGCAACCUUACGCUCAGGAGACUCCGCUGAUGUUCAGUCGCUGCACGUCGGUCAGCUCCCUGGGCAGCUUCUCCACGUCUUCCAUCGCCAGUUCUGUGCGCUCCAGCGAGCCGUGUAGCGGCAUGCCCAGUGGCGUGAUCAGCCCCAGCGACCUGCCUGAUAGUCCCGGACAGACCAUGCCACCGAGCCGCGCCAAAACACCCCCGGUGGCGGCCCCGGCCCCUCCUCCAAGGGGCACGGAGGAGGAAAAGGCUGGCGAGAAGGAGCCAGAGGACAGCAGUGCUGACGUUCUACUGCACUUUGCUACUGAGAGCACGCCACACGGCUUCUCCUAUGCCUCCAGCUUGAGCGCGCUCAGUCUUGAUGAGCCUUUCAUCGCAGCACACAUGAAGGAGGAGGAGGAGGAAAGCGGCAAAGAGGUCAGGGAGGUCAGGGAGGAGUCGGACGAUGAUGAUGAUACUCAGAUCCUGGAAGCGUGUAUCAACAUGGCCAUGCCCAAAUCAUCACGCAAACCAAAGAAACCUCAACAAGCAGCUCCACGCAAGGCCAGCCAGCUUCCCGUCUACAAGCUCCUCCCCCCUCCCAGUCGCAGCCAAUCGCAGCAGAGGAAGGACCUGCUGGCAGUGGAGGAGGUGCCUCGUGUCUACUGUGUGGAGGGAACGCCGCUGAAUUUUUCCACAGCCACGUCGCUCAGCGACCUUACCAUCGACUCACCGCCCAAUGAAGAGGCAAACGCAACUUUGGCUCCGCCCCCCACCUCCCAGACACGACGCACUGGAAUUCCCGAGGGCGAGAACGGCGACGACAUUCUGGCUGAGUGCAUUAGCGCAGCCAUGCCAAAAGCCAAACCCAGGAAGCCGGUUCGAGCUUCCUCCAAUGCCGAGCCGGUCCAUACGCUGCCCAUCCCGCCUCCUCUUCCUCCUCCACCCCCGCCCCUCUUCAGCCCCCAGCAGCACAAGAAGAAGCCCACAUCACCAGUGAAACCCAUGCCCCAGCGUGUGGCGUACACCAAAGUCAAACCGGGCUUUGCUUUCGACUCACCGCAUCACUACACGCCCAUCGAGGGCACGCCAUGUUGCUUUUCUCGCAACGACUCGCUCAGCUCGCUGGACUUUGAUGAAGACGACAAGGACGAAGACAAGAAAAGGAAAGAGCAGGACAAAAAGAACAAGCAGCAGGCAGCGGCUGUCUUCCCACAGAGCAAAGCUGCCACCAACCCGCCCACCGUGGACGAGAAGCAGAAGUUCGCCAUCGAGGACACGCCCGUCUGCUUCUCCCGAAACUCCUCCCUCAGCUCACUGAGCGACAUCGACCAAGAGAACAACAACAAGGAGUUUGCCACGCCCCAGCAUCCAGACGGAAACAAAGACGCCACAAGGGCGCCGCAUCUUCCUCAAGCAGAGGCUAAGACCCGCCCACUGGCAGCUUGCGGCUACACCCCCAAAGCCUUCCAUGUGGAGGACACGCCCGUUUGCUUUUCCAGGAACUCGUCGCUGAGCUCGCUCAGCAUCGACUCUGAAGAUGACUUGCUGCAGGAGUGCAUCAGCUCCGCCAUGCCGAAGAAGAAGAAGAAGACCACCACUGUUGCUGCCGCCUCACCGCUUCCCACUCCCAAAGCAGACCGGGACAUUCUGGUCGAAGAGGAACCUUCGGAGGUGCCGAGAAGCCCCGCCUCCCCGGACUCUGAGUCAUUUGAUUGGAAGGCGAUUCAAGAAGGCGCCAACUCCAUCGUCAGCAGCCUCAACGCCGCCGCCGCUUCUUCCCUUUCCCGCCAAGCGUCAUCAGACUCUGACUCCGUGCUGUCCCUGAAAUCUGUUGGCUCGCCCUUCCGCCUGCCGCCCAGCAGCAGCCCCGCUCAGGAGGAAGGGGAGGAGUUGAAGCGAGGCGCCAAGAUUGUGAAGCCGUCGGCAGACGUGAAGAAGAAGGAGGAAGAUGAGGAGGUUAAGUCUGUGAGGGGCGGGAAGAAGGUCUACAGGAGUCCAAUCACUGGCAAACCCAGGGCAGAGCUAUCAGCCAGGGGGCGGAGCAAACCCAGAGCAACUGUUAUGGCUAAGGCCCCAGGAAGUGGCGAUGGUGCAGAGCGUGGAGGCGGCUCCUCACGAGAUUCCACACCGUCACGCUCUUCUCAGAAGGGAGGAAGACCGUCACAGCUUCCACGCACAACGUCUCCAGGAAAUGCCACCAAAGCCGCCAAACAGAGCACGGUGGCCGCGAGGGGCGGGGCCAGCACCCCACAGAGCGAUUCUGCUUCCAGGGCCAGCAGCGCCACAGUGGCCAAGAAGCAGAAGGCGGAGCCUGAAAAACCCGCGCUCGUCCGUCAGUCCACCUUCAUCAAGGAGGCGCCCAGCCCCACCCUCAAGAGGAAGCUGGAAGAAUCGGCAACAGCGCCACCCAUUGAGUCCCCAUCUAGCCCGCCGCCCGCAUCCAGGAGGCCAGACACCACCCGCUCCCACUCGGAAAGUCCGUCACGCCCUCACGACGCCACAUCGUCACGCUUUAGUCGCACGGGCACCUGGAAGCGCGAGGGCGGCGCCGGUGCAGGAAAUGCUGGCAAAAAUUCCACCUCAUUGCCACGCGUGGGGACGUGGAAGCGCACAGGAAGCUCAUCUUCUGUGCUUUCAGCCUCCUCCGAGUCCAGUGAAAAGGGGCGGAGCGAGGAGGAGGCCAGCGUGAGGUCCAAGGGAAAAUGGCGGAGGGCCAAAAGCGCCGGCGGUGAUGCCAUCAACAAUGCCGACAAUUCAGAGGAAGUGUGGGUCCGUCUUGAAGACUGUCCUGUAAACAACCCGCGCUCCUCUUCUUCAUGCUCCGCUCGCUCUCCCACCGCCGCCAGCACCCCGCCCGUCAUCCACAGCCCCGCCCCCUCUAAAAUUCCCUCCUCUUCCUCGUCUUCCUCCUCCAACCUCAACUUGCGUCAGAGCUGCGAGAGCCUGGAUGACAAGCCUCCGCCCGAACGCCAGCAGCAGCAACGAGGUCAGCAGCAGCGAGGUCAGCAGCGCAGCGGCGCCGUGGCGGCCAGGGUCAGCCCCUUCAACUACACGCCAAGCCCCAGGAAAAGCAACCCCGACGUCACCGUGCCGACCGCCGCCUCAUCAUCCGCUGCCACGUCAGCGACCACGCCCUCACGGCCCUCGCUCAUCCCCACCCCCGUCACCAAGAAACGGGAACCCAAGGGUGGCGAAGGCGGCAGCAGUGAGCGUGGCUCGUACAUCGUGACGUCAGUAUGAGAACUGUAUUUAAGAUAGCCCGGCCCCUUUUGCCUCCUCCUUAACGAAACAAUUACUCAUGUUUUUCUAUCACUGUAAUGAUGUGUAGCGCUUAGCUUCGCCCUUAGCCACUUCCUGCAUGACCCCGCCCCCCAAGAUGAUUCUGGAAUCUACUGUUUUGUUUAGUUUUUUUAGAGACGGACUUUGUGUCAGCUGACUGAUGUUUGUUGUUUCCUCGGGAACAAACUCAUAACUUAUUAAUUUAAAUGUAAACCUUCAUUUUCACUGUCAACACUUAUGGAAGAAUAAAAGUCAACAUUUUAGCUGAA
Messenger RNA from Dunckerocampus dactyliophorus (ringed pipefish), 7154 nucleotides. RefSeq names its product APC regulator of WNT signaling pathway (gene apc). Gene Ontology annotation, molecular function: beta-catenin binding; microtubule binding; gamma-catenin binding. Bases 229 to 6846 code for a protein of 2205 amino acids. The transcript has 17 exons. Gene Ontology annotation, cellular component: catenin complex; cytoplasmic microtubule; beta-catenin destruction complex. Lineage: Eukaryota; Metazoa; Chordata; Actinopteri; Syngnathiformes; Syngnathidae. The record is from RefSeq and is a predicted model, not a curated record. Gene Ontology annotation, biological process: pattern specification process; Wnt signaling pathway; cell migration.